UACUAGUUAUAGUAAAUUUUGAGUUUGAACCGAAACUUGAGGCAUAUACAUAUAAGGAGAAACCACUAUGGAACCGCCAUGCGAAUAGUACGGACAUAGGCGUAGGAGGAGUUUUCAAUCCUCUCGAUUUCAUUUCCACUAAGCUUUUCGGUUAGUUUUUCUUUUCUUUCCAUUUUCAGAUCCAUGGCGUGUUUUCAAUUUUUCAGAAACUCAAGUUACAACUCAAGAUUACGAGCUCAUCAUAACUUGCACGAAGAGAUGGAGAGCUCCAACCCUGAUGAGAAAAUUCUUAGCUACAACGAUGUUGUGCUCAGGAGAUCAGAUUUGGAUAUCCUAAGUGGACCAGAUUUUCUGAAUGAUCGUAUAAUCGAGUUCUAUCUGAGCUAUCUCUCUUCAUCCCUUGAUUCUUCAGACGUCUUGCUAGUUCCACCAUCAAUAUCUUACUGGAUAAUGAGCUGUUCUUCGAUGUCAAAUCUCAAGGAGUUUGUGGAGCCGCUGAAUUUGUCUUCUAAAAGACUGAUACUCUUUCCUGUCAAUGACAAUGAAGAUGUGAGUUUGGCCGAAGGUGGAACUCAUUGGAGCUUACUUGCAUUCGAGAGACAAACUAAUAUGUUCAUUCACCACGAUAGCAAUGCACCCGGGAACAGAUUACCUGCUUUCCGUCUUUACAAUGCAGUUCGCAACUACAUCUCGGAUUCAGGUUCAGAAUCUAAAGCCAAGUAUACAGAAUGCAGUGAUUGUCCAAGGCAAGAGAACGGUUAUGAUUGUGGCUUAUAUGUUACUGCCAUUGCCAGAGUGAUAUGCCUUUGGCAUAGUAAUGGUCACAACAUAGCCAAUGGCAAAAAUUUUCUAUGGUUUUCUGAUUUGAAGGAGAAGGUUACUCCAUCUUUGGUUUCUGAAAUGAGAAAUGAGAUUCUGGAGCUGAUUAAAACUCUCAUGGCCAAGAAGAAGUGAGAUUUUCAGUAGAUGAAAGGAAGAAGAAGACCAAUGAAAGAGUUAAUGCUUAGUUAUUUAUGUUUUAGUUCUUUCCUUUGCAAGAAUAUAGACAAUGAUACAGAAAAUGAGUACAGAUUUUAGGACAUCGUUAUAGGAGUACUUAACUGUUAAUAAUAAUAUCAUGUUAGAAACAAUCAUGGUUUAAAAUUUUGUUUAUUAUUGUUUAGUUAUGUUCA
Molecule: messenger RNA, 1172 nt
Organism: Cannabis sativa
Lineage: Eukaryota; Viridiplantae; Streptophyta; Magnoliopsida; Rosales; Cannabaceae
Product: NEDD8-specific protease 1
Exons: 2
Coding region: 184-954 (256 amino acids)
Biological process (GO): proteolysis
Molecular function (GO): cysteine-type peptidase activity; deNEDDylase activity
Source: RefSeq, a predicted model, not a curated record